UAACAAAAAUUUUUAAAAAAAAAGAAAGAAAAAAAAACAUGAAAAAUAAAAAAGGACACGUAAACACUCUAUAUUUCCUUUAAAUUAUCUUGUUGUGAAAUAGUAGUAUAGAUAAGAAUGGGUUGAUUUAUAAAGGCGUGUUUUUUUUUUGUUGGUAAAGGAUUGAUUUUGCUAUUUUUUUUUGUUUUAAGAUACAAUAAAAAUCUAAUAAUAAUCCUACAAAUGUUUUUCGAAAAUACAUGAUUAAUAAAUUUGUAAAUUUGGAUGGAAGAGAUGUUUUAUUGAAUAUAUAUAUAGGCAUGAUUAGGGGACUGGUAUGGAAGUGAUGUAGAAGAAUUGUUUGAUUGCAUUUCUAUUUUAAUAAAUUUUUUUGGAUGAAAAAAACUAUUUUCUUGAAUAGUCAUGAUUUGGGAAUUGGGAUGGAAGAGAUGUAUGUUUUUUUUUUUUUUUUUUUUUGUAAUUAAAAAAAUUAUUUUAAAAUAGAAAAAAUAAGAAGAGAACAAGUGUCCUUUCAACUUCCUGUUUUAAAAUUAAAGUUUUGAUUUAUUAGAAAAAAAAAAGAGAUCCAAUAAUAGGCCCACUUUCCACCUGGGCCACUAAACAUAGUUUUUUCAAGCAGGAGCCCAACAACAACCAAUGAACUCCAAUAUUACAAUCAAUAAUAAAAAUCAUUUAAGGUAUGAUAUCAUCAUAAACCCUAACGGCUAGUUCUAUCCUAAUUACAGAUUAUCACACCAACGGUCAAAUUCCCCACUUUAAAAUCCCAACCAUUUUGGCUCUUCUUCAUUUGUCUUCAUCUUCUCGCAAUUUUGUACGCUCUUCUCUCUCUUUAAUCCGAUUGAAAUUCGAUCAAUAAUCUCAACUUUCUGCAAAACCCUAAUUCUCGAAUUCAAUGGAGACCCCUUCAUCAUCAAACAGGAGAAUCACAAGGUCUCAAGCUAUCGCUUUAGCCAAUAGUUCAAACAGCAACAACAACAACAACAAAACAUCAAAGAAGAUAGAAGACUCUGAAAAAGGGCUCUCAAAAUCAAGGCAGAGAACUAAGAAUCAAGAUCGAUCUGUUUUGAUUGAUAUAACAAAUGAUUCCCCAAUUGUUGGAUUAGCAAGUGGAAGCUUAAAUGGGACCCCAAUUUCAUCUUUCUCAAAACAGAGGAGGAGCAAUGCUUGCAAGAAAACACCUGGUUCAGGGGAAGCUCUGCUCAGAGGUCAAGUCAAGAAUCUGUUGCAAAAGGUUGAAGAAGAAGCUGAGAUUUCUAAGUUCUAUCUUGAAAACUGCGGUCCGGUUCGCAAUGCUGGGUUUAAAGCUAUCUUUAAUUCUCCGGCCGGACUUGUUGCUCCGACUCCGGUGAAUACUCCACAAGUUCUGAAUUUCUCUGCUUUUGAGGAAGUUGAUUUGUUGAGUUCUGUUUCUGAACCCCCAAUUGAAGAUCAACUCAAAUUGCCUCUGGUAGUGAGCGGGAUAAUUGAUGAGAAGAAGCAGGAAGAGAAUGUAACAGACUCUGAGAAAGAUGUGAUGAUAUCAAGGGCAUUGUUUCUGGAAUUUUCUGAUAAAUCAGACUGCUCGUCAGACUGUUCAUCAGUGGUAACUUACCAAGUAAAGAGUGAAGCAAGCCAUGAGAAACUGGAUUCAUUUGAUGAUGAUGCUGCUUCAGUCUGGUCUAUCCAAGUGAAUGCAAGUACUCGAGGCGACGAAGACGAGGAUGAAGUGAAUCAAGAUGUUGAUGAAGUUGCUGAGAAUAAUGAGUAUUAUAAUGAGGAAGAAGGAGAAGCAGAGAAUGAUGUGCCUUUUCUUGAUGAAUUGUGUGAUGGGAUAAGCAAUAUGAACAUGGAAGGAGAGAAAAGGGGGCCAAAAUUCAUGGGAAAACACAAAAGGUUUGUGUAUAACAGUGAUGAUGAACUGGUUGAGGAAUUUGAAGAGUUUGAUUCUACUGAAGCGCCGCGUUUGAAGGGAUUGCCGACUCCAAAGGGAAAGCAUGUCCGUUUUCUGGAUGAAGAAUGAUUGAGAAUUUCAAUGGAUUGUUUAGUUUUUUACAAGUUUCUGAGAAAGUGACUAACUUUCUGGAUGAUUUUGGGUUUGGUUAUGAAACUUUUUCUAGGAUUUUGGUGAUUAGAGUUGGAAAACAAACAAUGUGGAUUGAUAUGAAUUAAUCAUUCUGUAUUAUAUAUUAUGAUUGACUAUGGAAAACUUUCUGAAAUGUUAUUUUG
Chenopodium quinoa (quinoa) is the source of this 2205-nucleotide messenger RNA. RefSeq lists its product as uncharacterized. NCBI's taxonomy places the organism in Eukaryota, Viridiplantae, Streptophyta, Magnoliopsida, Caryophyllales, Amaranthaceae. Bases 893 to 1999 code for a protein of 368 amino acids. The record is from RefSeq and is a predicted model, not a curated record. The transcript has 3 exons.